Messenger RNA from Anopheles moucheti, 519 nucleotides. RefSeq lists its product as uncharacterized. The coding region runs from base 130 to 435 and encodes 101 amino acids. The transcript has 3 exons. Lineage: Eukaryota; Metazoa; Arthropoda; Insecta; Diptera; Culicidae. The record is from RefSeq and is a predicted model, not a curated record.
GGUGUUGUGAUCUGUUGACACAGCGGAAUCGGAAAACUAACGCGCAGUAUAUAAAAACGAAGAGUUUAGACUUUGAAGUUACACAGUACGCCCAGAACGUAGCGAAGUGCACAAGAACUCGACAGCAUAAUGGCAACCAAAGUGAUCGUUAUCGCUUUCCUGUGUGCCGCCCUGGUUGCGGUUGUACAGAGUGCUCCACAAUAUUCGCAAGGUGAGGAGCCCACCUAUGAUGAGGAUGAUGAUUUGAACGAACCUGUAAAGGCACAUUCGAAUGCCGAUCCGUCCGCAAGUGAUGAAGAGUUUGAUCCCAGCCUUCUGACCGAUGAUUUUGCUAACGCGCCCGACCCCGGAAGACGCCCCCACUUCCUUGAGCAGGACAAGGAAAGCCAACAACCUUCCAAUUCGGAUUCGUCAUCGGCAUCAGCUGAACAAUAGUGAAAUCGUACCAUAAGUGGAGUCAGAUAAGACUCAUAUAAAAUAUAUACGCAUCAAUAAAAUUACGGAACCGGUAUUACAGUC